AUGCCUAUUCUCUAUAGGGAUAUAAUAUUUAAGUUAAUCUAUAGGGGCAUAAUAUAUAGACUUAGCAGGAGAGGCAGCUUUUUUUUAGUCAUCUUUGUAGCUUCUUACGAGGGCCAACCACCUGAUAAUGCCGCGUACUUCGUGAACUGGAUCAAGAGUAUGACUGGUAAUGAGGUGCAAAAGGUCCACUAUGUCGUUUUUGGUGUCGGCAAUUCGGAAUGGCGGCAAACCUUUCACCGAAUUCCCAAAUUGAUCGACGACGAACUUGGGAAACGUGGCGGCGAGCGACUUGUGACUUUGGGCCUGACAAAUGUUGCCGAAAAAGACCCUUUCCUGGACUUCGACAUAUGGGAAAGUAAGGAACUAUGGCCUGCUCUUGAGAAAAAGUACCCUGACGUUACUGGAGGGUCGCCAGAAGCUUUAGUGGGAUCUAUGGGACUGAGUGUCGAUAUUUCGGUAUCUCGUGCUUCGGCUCUACGGAAAAGUGUCAAAGAAGCUAUAGUAACAGGUGUGAGGGAUCUCGCCGCUCCGAGGCUACCCCGUAAAAGACACAUUGAGAUGAAACUCCCUUCAGGCUGCUCGUACGAGGUGGGCGAUUACCUUGAGGCCCUUCCAAUGAACCCUCGCGAUGCUGUCACUCGGGCCCUCCGACGUUUCAAACUGCCUUGGGAUGCUGUUCUUACGAUCGCUGGUAGCGAGAUUACCUCCCUACCAAUUGGUAUCCCGGUAUCUGCAUGGGACGUGCUCAGCUCUUAUGUUGAGUUAGCAUCCCUCUGUACAAGAAAAGAUACACUCGUUCUUGCAUCCUACGCGCAAAGCGAAAAGGUCAGAAUGGAAAUUGAGCUCCUUGCUUCUGACGUUAAAUUCAAGAGCGAGAUCGAAGACAAGCGUGUAUCUAUUCUAGAUCUGCUUGAACGAUUUCCGUCGGUUGAAUUGCCGAUUGCUACAUACUUAGGCAUGCUGCAACCCAUCAGGACUAGGCAGUAUUCCAUCUCAUCCUCACCCCUCAAGGACCCAAGCCAUGCUACUUUGACCUAUUCGGUACUUGAAACGCCCUCGUUGAGUGGACAAGGUCUUUACAUGGGAGUAGCCUCGAACUUUCUUGCGAGUUUGAAGCCAGAUGAUCGGCUCCAGGUAUCUAUACGACGGUCCAACAUUGCGUUUCACCUUCCGCUUGCUCCGGAUACUACACCAAUCAUCUGCGUCGCUGCUGGCGCUGGUCUAGCCCCUUUCUGCGGGUAUAUACAACAAAGAUCUAUUCAAAUGAAGGCAGACCGCAUAUUGGCGCCUGCGCUGCUUAUAUUUGGUUGCCGUCGUCGGGAUGACGAUCUUUACCGAGAGGAAUUCGACGCUUGGGAAGGUGAGGGUGCUGUGGUCGUGAAGAGAGCAUACUCGCGUGAUACCAAACAGACAGCCGGAUGCAAAUAUGUUCAAGAUCAAGUCAUUGAACAACAGGAAUAUAUUAGGAAACUUUGGAAUCAAGGGGGGAAUGUCUACGUAUGUGGAAGUAGGCAAGUCGGUGACGCAGUGGAAGGGGCGCUUGGGAGCAUCCUGAGUGGGGUGCAGGGCGGAGAUCGAGAGGAUGGCAAAAGAUUCUUAGACAACUUUAGAAACAAGCGUUUCGUCAUGGAUAUAUUCAGUUGA
Fusarium oxysporum Fo47 is the source of this 1644-nucleotide messenger RNA. RefSeq lists its product as uncharacterized. Lineage: Eukaryota; Fungi; Ascomycota; Sordariomycetes; Hypocreales; Nectriaceae. Gene Ontology annotation, cellular component: cytosol. The record is from RefSeq and is a predicted model, not a curated record. The coding region runs from base 1 to 1644 and encodes 547 amino acids. The transcript has 5 exons. Gene Ontology annotation, molecular function: NADPH-hemoprotein reductase activity; flavin adenine dinucleotide binding; FMN binding.